Messenger RNA from Magnusiomyces paraingens, 939 nucleotides. RefSeq lists its product as uncharacterized. Bases 1 to 939 code for a protein of 312 amino acids. Gene Ontology annotation, biological process: protein phosphorylation. Gene Ontology annotation, molecular function: protein serine/threonine kinase activity; ATP binding. The record is from RefSeq and is a predicted model, not a curated record. NCBI's taxonomy places the organism in Eukaryota, Fungi, Ascomycota, Dipodascomycetes, Dipodascales, Dipodascaceae. The transcript has a single exon. Gene Ontology annotation, cellular component: EKC/KEOPS complex; nucleus; cytosol.
AUGACAGAAAAAUUAGAAGCACAGCUCAAAAACAUUUUGUCCGACGGCAUUCCUAUUACGAGAGUUUCUCAAGGGGCAGAAGCGAUUGUUUUUCGCACAAAUGUUCAUCCUUAUCUCAAUAGUUUUUUGACUAAUGAACCAGAUCGGUUAGAAAGUUCGCGUUUACCUCCUCAUGCACACUCUUUCAUUAUCAAAUAUCGUCCACCAAAAGCUUACCGCCACCCUACACUAGACAAGACACUGACAAAGCAUCGGACACUUGCUGAAGCCAGACUGCUUCAAAAGCUUUCUGCAGCUGGAAUUAAUGUUCCUGGUAUAAUUCAUGUGGACUUUCGACAAGGUAUCAUUUGGAUGGAGGAUAUUAUCGGGCCAUCAACAGCAAAGUCGACGGAUAUUAAGGACGAAAUGCGCGGUUCGCUAAAAAACUGGAUUUGGGAUUAUGAAAAAGAACAUGGUGAAACAUCGAUUUCCGCAGAUACCGAAGGCAACCCGCAAAACAAGUACAUCAAGACUCUGAUUGUCCGUGUUGGCCAAGAGAUUGGUAAACUCCAUAUGACAGAUACCGUUCAUGGCGAUUUAACUACGUCAAACAUUUUAUUAAGACCUAAUACUGUUCCAUUAACGCAAAAUGUAGAAACAGCGCCAAAAAAACAAAAGGCAGAUAAUGAUUUAGAGCUGGAGCCCGUACUUAUUGAUUUUGGCUUGGGAAGUUACUCGACUUUGGCAGAGGAUAAGGCUGUGGAUUUAUACGUUUUAGAGCGUGCUGUAGGAAGUACGCACCCAGUCAAUAGCGAGCUUUAUAGCAGCUGGCUUUUGGACGGCUAUGUAUCUUAUUGCCAAUCCGAUAAAAAAGGAUCUGGACCUGCCAAAAUUAAGGAGGUUCUCAGAAAACUACAAGAUGUCAGACUUCGUGGACGCAAAAGAAGUAUGGUUGGUUAA